Molecule: messenger RNA, 1919 nt
Organism: Aphidius gifuensis
Lineage: Eukaryota; Metazoa; Arthropoda; Insecta; Hymenoptera; Braconidae
Product: dynein regulatory complex subunit 6-like
Exons: 6
Coding region: 114-1919 (601 amino acids)
Biological process (GO): SCF-dependent proteasomal ubiquitin-dependent protein catabolic process
Cellular component (GO): SCF ubiquitin ligase complex
Source: RefSeq, a predicted model, not a curated record
GAUAGCUGUUUGUUUAAAUUUUUCGUUGUUUUUAAUUGAUUUGUUUGUGGUUACGUAAAUCAACAUUUAUUUAGUGAUAGAAAACACUUGUUUAGUAUAUUUACUCAUGAGUCAUGAUAAGUGCAAAGAGGAUACGUAUUGAGAAAAACCAAGAAGUCUCUGCAAAUUAUGUCAAGAAGAAAAUGGAUUUUAUCAACUAUCUUGAUAAUGAUUCAUUAGCACAAAUAUUCAUGCUGCUGCCAAUAUCUGAGAGGAUAACUAUGAAGGAAGUUUGUUCCAAAUGGCAAGAGGCCUGUCAACUAGCUUGGCAUGACAUUAAAAAAUACAAAUGUACCAAUACAAUUGUUCGUAAUCAUAAAAAAUGUAUUUUAACACAACGAUACGUAGAAAAAGUAUUAUUCAAUUGUGGUAUUUAUUUGAAAGAAUUGAUUCUUUCUUUAAUUUGUGACUCAAGUAUCAUGCCAAUAAUUGCUGAACACUGCAAAAAUUUAAAAACACUUGAAUUUGCACUUGUCGAAUUUGGGAAUAAAAAUACUUAUCGCUUUGUUGAAGCAUUUACACAAUUGGAGCAAUUGAAAGUCGUUAAAAUACAUAUAUCUGGAUAUAACUUUCAAUUUCGAAUGCUGAAUAGUCUUCCAAAAGAUAUAAAUGAAAUUCAUUUAUUUUUUAAACCUAAUGGAUCUCCAGAAAUCUCAUUCGAUUCGGGCAUAAUAAAAUCAACACUAUUUACAACAAUGUUAUUCAAUUCAGAUCCAGUAGCACCAUCAUUUUUCUCUUUGAAAAAAUUUACCAAUCUUCGAAGUUUGACAAUACAUCGUUGCAUUAUCACCGAUAUUAUUCAAGAAAUAUCAAGAAAAACAACACUUGUUUAUCUUGAUCUCGAAAAAUGUAAAACCAAAAAAGAGAUUUUUACAUUCAAUCAACUUUUAAACUUGGAACAUCUCAACAUUAAGGAUGUGUCCUUCAUGGAUAUUCCAAAUCUACUCAGUGGUAUUUUCAAUGCAUGCAAAAAUUUAAAACAUCUUGAUGCACCAGAUUUUCAUGUUGAUCUAGCUGAAAUUAAAAUGGAAAACUGGGUAAACUGGAGAAACUUGGUACAUUUAAAUAUUCGCUGGCAAGCUAGUGAUGCAAUAAUCGAAAAUAUCAUCAAGCAUUGCAAUAAUUUAGAAUUCAUAAAUAUUGAUGAAUUAAAUAGUGAAUCUACUAUAGAAUUAACAAAAUUAGAAAACCUUAAUCAUUUAGAUUUCGAGGUGACAAAUAUCGAUAACGAAGUAAUGGUUGCAAUUAUAAAUAAUUGUAAAAAACUUAAACAUCUAGUACUUCCCGAGUAUAAUAUGGUGAAGGCAUCAAUUUUUUAUGAUUUAUCAAAAUUGCAAUAUAUUGAAAGUUUAAAUUUGGCAUUUAGUUUCAAACUUGGAGAUAGUGCUAUUAUUGCUAUUGCUAAAAAUUGUAAGCUCUUAAAAUGUUUGAAUAUUAAAAAUUGUAACAUCACUUCAAGUGGUUAUAUUGCUUUAACGGGCUUGAAGAAUUUGGAAGAACUAAAUAUCGAAAUGAGUGUUAAUGUUGAAGACAAUUUUGUUGUCAAAUUAAGAGGAAUAAAAAGUUUAUAUUGUUCUGGAUGUCACGAACUUACUGAUACUGGUAUCAUUCAAUUUAUAAAAAAUAAUCCAGAUCUUGAAUUUCUUAACAUCAGCUUCAACACAAAUGUUACAAUGGACACGAUUAUUGCUGCAGAAGAGGCAGUUAAAAAUCGUACAAAUGAUACUUUUUUAGCUAUAAAAAGUGUUGAUUCAGAUAUUGAAAAAGCCUGCCAUGAGGCAUCUAAAAAUCGUACAAAUGAUACUUUUUUAUCUAUAAAAACUAAUGAUCCAGAUCUUGAAAAAGCCUGCAGUGAAUCUCAAUGGUUAAUUGAUUGUUAA